This is a messenger RNA of Periophthalmus magnuspinnatus, 1481 nucleotides long. It is a transcript of the gene kcnk2a, whose product is annotated as potassium channel, subfamily K, member 2a. Gene Ontology annotation, cellular component: membrane. The transcript is spliced from 9 exons. Gene Ontology annotation, biological process: potassium ion transmembrane transport; stabilization of membrane potential. Bases 234 to 1481 code for a protein of 415 amino acids. The record is from RefSeq and is a predicted model, not a curated record. Gene Ontology annotation, molecular function: potassium ion leak channel activity; outward rectifier potassium channel activity. NCBI's taxonomy places the organism in Eukaryota, Metazoa, Chordata, Actinopteri, Gobiiformes, Gobiidae.
GCAGAGACACAACUUUGGAGCUGCGCGGUGACGAAACCUCUGUCCAAACGUGACCCCUGCGCGCGCCCAGCGGUGCUCCACCAAAACCCCCAAAGGACCACGGGGCUGCCGCUGGCCGUCCCGCUGCAGCGCCACAGGGGACCGCGCGGAGGAAACAUUCGUCCGCCCGCAGUGAGAGCGUCGGAUGAGGAGAAGAGGAGAGCGGAGGGCAUCGGAUAGGCCGGACUACAAGGAUGGCAGCUCCUGACUUAUUGGACCCAAAAUCUGCAACUCACAACAGCAAACCACGGCUCUCCUUCUCCACAAAGCCAAUCACGUUGACAGUGCGAGAGGAGAGUGAGGUGGUUGCCACGGUGAUGAAGUGGAAGACAGUGACAGCCAUUUUUGUCCUGGUGGUCUUGUAUCUGGUGAUGGGUGCAGCAGUGUUCAAGGCACUGGAGCAGCCCCACGAGAGUGCCCAGCGCGUGGCCAUCUUGACCCAGAAGCUGGAGUUCCUGUCAAAACACCAAUGUGUGAACCACAGCGAGCUGGAAGAGCUGGUGAAGCAAAUAGUAUUGGCCAUGCGUUCAGGAGUGAACCCAACAGGAACCCUCAGCAACCACAUCAGCCUGUGGGACCUGAGCUCAGCCUUCUUCUUUGCUGGGACAGUCAUCACUACUAUUGGCUUUGGAAACACCUCUCCACACACUCAAGGAGGCAGGAUUUUCUGCAUUGUGUACGCGUUACUGGGAAUUCCUUUGUUUGGAUUUCUGCUGGCUGGUGUUGGUGAUCAGCUUGGCACAAUAUUUGGCAAAGGGAUUGCCAGAGUGGAGAAAAUGUUUGUUCACGGUGACAUCAGUCAGACUAAGAUCCGGGUCAUAUCCACCAUCCUCUUCGUACUGUUCGGCUGUCUGCUGUUUGUGGCCCUCCCUGCUGUCAUAUUUAAACACAUUGAGGGCUGGUCCGCGCUAGAGUCUCUUUACUUUGUGGUCAUUACUCUCACAACUAUAGGAUUUGGAGACUUUGUGGCAGGUGGCUCUGAUAUAGCGUAUUUAGACUACUAUAAGCCUGUAGUAUGGUUUUGGAUCCUGGUGGGACUGGCCUACUUCGCUGCCAUUCUCAGUAUGAUCGGAGACUGGCUCAGAGUCAUCUCAAAGAGGACCAAAGAAGAGGUUGGUGAGAUCCGGGCCCAGGCAGCUGAGUGGACAGCCUCGGUCUCUGCAGAGUUCAAGGAGACGCGCAGAAGAGUGAGUGUGGAGCUUUAUGACAAGUUCCAGAGAGCAGCGUCCAUCAAGCGUAAACUGUCCACAGACUUAGCCUUCAGCGCUGCCCCUGAGCUCUCUCUGCCCAAAAGGACUGUGUCGGUCAACUUUAAUGAUGAGCUGGAAAAGAGAGAGGCUGUAUUACAAGGGCUAACCACUCCACUAAUGAAAAAACACCUGUUUAUGAACGGAAUGGAUCCAGAAAGGGGAGACAUCUCAAUCAUAGACAACAUCAAGUGA